GUCCCGCCGCCGAGGGACGAUGGCGCGGCCCCGCGGCGGGCGGUGGCUGCUGGGUGUCCUGCUGGCCCUGUGCCGCCUCGCCGCGCCGCUCGCCAAGAGCCUGGAGCCGGUGUCGUGGAGCUCCGCGAACCCCAAGUUCAUGACUGGGAAGGGGCUGGUCAUCUACCCAGAGAUUGGGGAUAAACUGGACAUUAUCUGCCCCAAGGCGGAGCCGUCCAAGCCUUACGAGUACUACAAGCUGUACCUGGUGAGGAAGGAGCAGGCGGAUGCCUGCAGCACUGUCAUGGACCCCAACGUGCUGGUGACGUGCAACCGGCCCGAGCAGGAGAUCCGCUUCACCAUCAAGUUCCAGGAGUUCAGCCCCAACUACAUGGGCCUGGAAUUCAAGCGGCAGCAGGAUUACUUCAUCACAUCCACUUCCAAUGGCACGCUGGAUGGCCUGGAGAACCGGGAGGGAGGGGUCUGCCAGACACGCUCCAUGAAGAUUGUCAUGAAAGUGGGGCAGGAUCCAAAUGCAGUGAUCCCAGAGCAGCUGACGACGAGUCGGCCGAGCAAGGAGUCGGAUGACACCGUGAAGAUCGUCACACAGAGCCCACGCAGCAAGGUCCCGGCAGUGGAGGAGCCUGGUAAGCCAGGCCCCGUCAAUCAGGACGGCCAGGAGACCCAAGGUCCCAGCGAUGGCUUCCUGAGCUCCAAGGUGGCCGUGUUCGCCGCCAUCGGCGCUGGCUGCGUCAUCUUCAUCCUCAUCAUCAUCUUCCUCGUUGUGCUCCUGAUCAAGAUCCGCAAGCGGCACCGGAAGCACACGCAGCAGCGAGCCGCAGCCUUGUCCCUCAGCACCUUGGCCAGCCCCAAAUGCAGCGGGAACGCGGGCUCGGAGCCCAGCGACAUCAUCAUCCCCUUACGGACUACAGAGAACAACUACUGCCCGCACUACGAGAAGGUGAGCGGGGACUACGGGCACCCCGUCUACAUCGUACAGGAGAUGCCCCCGCAGAGCCCAGCCAACAUUUACUACAAGGUGUGAGGAGCAGCCUGGGAAGGGCCGAUGCAGCAGCGCGGGAGCGCCGGGCGCGGGGCUGGCGCCGCAGGGAGGAAGCGAAACGUCCCCACCCCGGCACGGUGCAGGCAGCGCCGGGAGCGGCGCCGGGGAGCGGAGGGCUCAACGCUCACGUGCUGAUUCUCCCCUUUGUAUUUAGUUUUGUAGUUCUCAGCUUUUGUAAUCCCGAGACUCUGAGGGUGAGCCUUCAGCCUCCUCCUCUUCUUCUCCAGACUGUGGCCGGCCGUGGGGGGGCGGGCGCCGUGCCUUUCCGUGCUCGGGACACCGCUGGCAAACCCGGAGACUCCACCUCCCCUUUGUGGUUUGGGAUUUCCCCGCGUCACCCCUCGGGCCCUGCAGGAAGUGCCCGCCAGCGCUGCAGGGUCCCGGAGCCUGGAGCGACGCCGGGGCCUCGGUCCCAGGAGCAGCGAGCGCACAGGGGGAUGAGGAGGAGGAGGAUGCUUUGCCAAGGUGCCAAGAUGCAGACAACUGUGCAGGGAGGAAGCUGGCAAACCCGAUUUACUACUACUACUAUUAUUAUUAUUAUAAUUAUUUUAAUUUUUUUGUAACAUUUUUAUUUUUGUGAAUUCCGGGCGGGACUCCGGCCCGCCACCUCCGGGCACACGCCGUCACCUCCUUCCAGCACAUCAUCCUGCCGGCCAUGGGGCAGAUCCCGUUCCCCCCACAGCCCCUGGAAACUUUUGUGUUCGUAGCUGUUGACUCUUGUUUUAGUCUCUUUAUAAAAAGAAAGAAAGAAAAAAAAAAAAAUUCUAUCUCCACCCUGUCUCAAGCAUUCAGUGCGUGAGGGGCUGGACACUGCUCCUGCCCCACGCAGAGCAGCUGUGGCCUGGCAGCUCUUCCCGACCCCUCUGGAGCAUCCCACUGUGGAAAAAAAGCCUUUGGCUUUCUAUCAGGCUGAGGCUGAGCCUGCUGGAAGCAAAGUAGGGGGUGGCAGGGGGAAGCUGCGGCCCCUCCCAAGCUGGCCAUACUGCAGGUGGUUGUCCUUGGAAAGGAAAACUGGAAAACAAAGGUUCCCUUGCAGCUUGUGCCGGGGGUUUCAGGAGGAGGCUGGUGCUUGGGACUGGAAGCCCCCAAGAGGCUGGAGCACCAGGCUUGGUUUGGUUGGAAGCUGAGCCAAAGGCUUUUCCAUCCUCCUGGUUUACCUGAAGAAUCCAGUGCCCCUCAGCAGGACCUGCUUUGGGGACCAGCCCCUGCUGUGCCUGUUCCUGCCCUGCUCCUGGUGCAGGAGCAUUCCCUGUCCUGCCACCUCCCAGGGGUCCCAAGCCCGGGCUCCCCUGCCCUUGCCUUGCCCAUCUCCUGCCCCAAACUGGAAGGGGUUGAGCCUGGCUGGUGGGAUCAUUCCAGGCUUCCUCUUCCUGGGAGGAGCCACCAGCCCCACGGCGGAUGUCAGUGAGCCCAGUGGGGCUGGCAGUGCCCUGUCACUGCCUGUGCUCGGGCUGUCCCCCCUUCCUCAUUUUCUUUUCCUUCCAGCAGUAGCUGCUUUUGCUCAGGGAGCAGGAGUGGGGCCGACAGGGCUGUUCCUGCCCGGGCUGUUCCCGCCUGUCCCCAGGGCCCCGAAUCCCGCGUUAGGAAGUGCCCAAAGAGCGAGGGAGCUGCUCUGCUAAAGUGCCUUGACAAGGAGCGGGCGGGGGCGGGGGCAGAGCAGGGACAGGGGACCAUGGACUGGGAGGAUCCGGUGACUUGGGGGGAUCCAGUGGCCCGGCUGCUGUGCUGGGGUUUGGCCCUGAGCGGGAUGGGAGCAUCCUGUGGUGUCACAUUGUUGGGUUCGUGGUUUAGGGCAGGAAUUUGGGCUGGAGCGGAGCGGGGUGUCCCAGCUCCCCUCCUGCCCUUGGCAUCCUGAGGUGGUUCUGAUUCCAGGGCCCAGACUGGCUGCUUCCCUCGGGAGAGAUGCACCCCAGCAGGUGCUCCCCCCACUUCCCCAUCCCAGCACUGCUUCCUCGUGUAGCACCUUCCAUCCCUCUCUCCUCUGUGGGAUCCACUGCCCAUCCUGGCCUGGGAGCCGCCCCCACCAGGACCCCCAUUCCCCGAUGGGGAAAUCCCAGAGAAUCGUGUCUUAAAAAAAUCCCCUUUCCCUCUUCCCCCUGCCAAACCUUAGCCUGUGUUUCCCGAAGUGGGCAGAGCCCUGGCUGGGUGGUGGUGGCAGUGGUGGUGGUGACAGUGACAGUGGAAUCUGUUAGGAAUAGUGACCGGAGUGCAAGGGGAAGUGAGGGGACGAUGUAGUUUUGGUUUGGUUUUGGUGGAGAAGGGACAGAGUCUGGCCACAGGUUGUACCAGAAUUGAUCUGACAGUGCUGGCGGCUUUUCAUGGUGGCCAUCCACAGCUGAGGUCUCCAUCAGUCCCACUCCUGCUGCUGGGAACAGCUGCAAAACCUUGUAAAUAUGUGAAGAAAUGGUGAAAUCAGAACUCAUGGUUUUUGCUGAGCACCUCGGGCUGCUGGGUCCUGGAUCAGAGUGUGUCCCUCGGGUUCUUUUCUUGGAAAGAAUUGAAAUUUGGUUGAUUUUUCCUUUUUUUUUUUUUUUUUUUUGGAUUUUUUUUGUUCCCCCCCUCCUUUUGUUUGUGUAAAUACUAGUCUUUUUUGGAAAAAAUAAUGUAAAGAUGUUUUGUAUAAACUCCGAAUUAUUUUCUGGUUGCUUUUUCUUAGAAAAACAAAUGAGAACUUAAAAAAA
This is a messenger RNA of Sturnus vulgaris (Common starling), 3723 nucleotides long. RefSeq names its product ephrin B1 (gene EFNB1). Gene Ontology annotation, molecular function: ephrin receptor binding. The record is from RefSeq and is a predicted model, not a curated record. Gene Ontology annotation, biological process: ephrin receptor signaling pathway; axon guidance. Gene Ontology annotation, cellular component: plasma membrane. NCBI's taxonomy places the organism in Eukaryota, Metazoa, Chordata, Aves, Passeriformes, Sturnidae.